Orycteropus afer afer is the source of this 972-nucleotide messenger RNA. RefSeq names its product calmodulin-lysine N-methyltransferase (gene CAMKMT). Gene Ontology annotation, molecular function: calmodulin-lysine N-methyltransferase activity. The record is from RefSeq and is a predicted model, not a curated record. Bases 1 to 972 code for a protein of 323 amino acids. The transcript is spliced from 11 exons. NCBI's taxonomy places the organism in Eukaryota, Metazoa, Chordata, Mammalia, Tubulidentata, Orycteropodidae. Gene Ontology annotation, cellular component: cytoplasm.
AUGGAGUCGCGAGUCGUGGACAUCGGGGUUGGUGAAACCGAGCAAGUGGCAGGCGGGGACCCUGCAAACGGUAGCGUCGCUCGGGAGCCCACAGUCUCAGCGGCCUUGGCAGCUUCUCGCUGGAAGCUCCUGCGGCAGGUUCUGAAGCAAAACCACCUGGAUGAUUGUCUGCGACAUGUAUCUGUAAGAAGAUUUGAAUCAUUUAAUCUGUUUUCAGUAACAGAAGCUGAAAAAAAGGAAACUGAAGAGGAGAUUGGUACUUGGGUCCAAUAUACAAGUGUCUUCUAUCCUGAAUACAGUAUCUUCUUAAGGCGUAAUAAUGGAUCCUUGAAUGUUGAAGAUGUUCUUACCAGCUUUGACAAUACAGGAAAUGUUUGCAUCUGGCCUUCUGAAGAGGUUUUAGCUUACUACACCCUCAAGCACAGGGAUAUGUUCAGAGACCUUGCUGUGUGUGAGCUAGGGGGUGGCAUGACAUGCUUGGCUGGGCUCAUGGUUGCUAUUUCUGCAGAUGUCAAAGAAGUUCUGUUAACUGAUGGGAAUGAAAAGGCCAUCAGAAAUGUGAGAGACAUCAUCACAAGGAAUCAGAGGGCUGGUGUGUUUAAGGCUCGGAAAGUAUUAAGCUGCGUUUUACGAUGGGAUAAUGAGACAGAUGUCUCUCAACUGGAAGGACAUUUUGACAUUGUUAUGUGUGCUGACUGCCUAUUUCUGGACCAGUACAGAGCCAGCCUUGUUGAUGCAAUAAAGAGAUUACUCCAGCCCAGGGGAAAAGCAAUGGUAUUUGCCCCACGCCGAGGGAACACUGUAAACCAGUUCUGCAAUCUAGCUGAGAAAGCCGGUUUCUCCAUCCAAAGACAUGAAAAUUAUGAUGAACACAUUUCAAACUUCCACUCCAAGUUGAAAAAGGAAAACCAAGACAUGUAUGAAGAAAACCUUCAUUAUCCACUUCUGCUUAUUUUAACCAAAAAUGGAUAG